Molecule: messenger RNA, 4076 nt
Organism: Xenopus laevis (African clawed frog)
Lineage: Eukaryota; Metazoa; Chordata; Amphibia; Anura; Pipidae
Gene: anln.L
Product: anillin actin binding protein L homeolog
Biological process (GO): actomyosin contractile ring assembly; mitotic cytokinesis; septin ring organization
Cellular component (GO): bleb; cytoskeleton; cell cortex
Source: RefSeq, marked provisional
GGAAUCCAAGUGUCACAGAAGAGAGUCGGGUGCGCACACAUAGACGGGGGACUGGAAACCUAUAAAGACGUUGCGUUUUCAAGCAAGUAGUAAAGUAGCCACGCGGCUGUGAUAUCCAGCGAAAGGUUCAACUAGUCUGAGGAUCGAGUUACUAGCCAGGCAUGGAUCCAUUUACAGAGAAAUUGCUGGAAAGAACACGUGCCAGAAGAGAGAACCUGCAAAAGAAAAUGGCUGACAGACCAACGGCAGGAACACGAACAGCGGCACUAAACAAAAGACCUAGGGAGCCACUUUUAGAAGCAAAUCAUCAACCACCAGCCCCUGCUGAAGAAGCUAAACCAAGUUCAAAACCAUCCCCAUCAAAAAGACGCUGCUCGGAUAAUGCUUCAACACCAGAUGCUGGAGCUGAAAAUAAGCAGCCAAAAACCCCAGAACUGCCCAAAACUGAGUUAUCAGCUGUUGCCUCCCAUCAACAAUUAAGAGCUACAAACCAAACUCCGCAAGUCUCCUUGUUAUCUAGUGAUAAAGAACUUACAGCUUCUGAUGUUAAAGAUGCAUCAUCUGUAAAAACACGAAUGCAGAAGCUUGCAGAUCAGAGACGAUACUGGGAUAAUAAUGUUAGCCCAUCAAGCUCUCCACCGGCCCAUGUUCCACCUAAGGAUAUAAUCGUUUCUCCACCAAAGCCUCAGAUUCCUGAUGUUGGCAAUGAUACUCCAGUGGGCCGACGGGGCCGUUUUGCUAAUCUUGCUGCUACAAUUGGCUCCUGGGAAGAUGAUCUAAGUCACCCCUUUGUCAAGCCAAACAAUAAACAAGAAAAGCCUGGUACUGCUUGUUUAUCAAAAGAGUCCACUACCAGUUCAGCAUCUGCCAGCAUGAAUAGCCACAGUGUAAAGCAGGACACUACAUCAUGUUCUCAAAGGCCUAAAGACACAACUGUGAAUAAAGCUGUCUGCUCUGGACAACUGAAAAAUAUUUUGCCUGCAUCAAAACCUGCAAGUUCUGUUGCCUCCACUGAAGUUAGUGGGAAAUCAAAACCUUUGGCAAUUAAGUCACCCGCAGUGGUAACUUCCAAGCCUAAUGAAAAUGUCCUGCCAGCAUCCAGUUCUCUGAAGCCUGUAUCUGCUAAUUCCAGCCCACAGAAAACAGAGCGCCCAGCAUCAAGAAUAUAUUCAUAUCAAUCAGCCAGUGCUAGAAAUGAGCUAAAUAAUAAUACCCCUGUACAAACGCAACAGAAAGACAAGGUGGCAACAUCAGGUGGAGUGGGAAUAAAGUCUUUCCUGGAGCGUUUUGGUGAGAAGUGUCAGGAGCAUAGCCCAGCACCAUUAAAUCAAGGCCACAGGACAGCUGUUUUGACACCAAACACAAAGAGCAUACAAGAAAGGCUUUUGAAACAGAAUGAUAUAUCUAGUACUGCUAGCUUAGCACAGCAGCAGAAAAAGGAGCGUGAGAAGGAGCUAGCAGCACUUCGGGGACGAUAUGACCGUCGUAAUGUUUGGACUAAGCAGGAAGAUGAGCAGCAGGGGACUUUUCCUGAAACUUCAAGUAACCUACCCACAUCAGAUGUAGCUUCCUGUUCAGAGACAAAGAGAGCUGAAGCCUCUGGCAUUACAUCUGAGAAAUCAGUAUCAGGUCAUUUCCAUCCAAAUAUGGCUGAACAGGUCUCCAGUCCAGAGAAAAUCCCGACACCAGUACAAUCUCAGCUGCCUCUAGAAAGUCCAAGACUUGUUAAUGAAGGAAACACUGGUAAUGUGGCGUGUGAGGUUGAGAUGAGCGUUGAUGGCAGCAUAGAAGAGAUUAACAGUUCAGGGAUUAUAACCAACAUUUUUAGUGAUGUCCUUGAACAGCAUGACGAGGAAGGGGAGGAAGUUGAUGAGUGCUUAGUUGAGCAAGUAGAAACUGACACUGAUGAUGAGGAAAGAGAAGAUGAAGAAGAGGAUGCUCUGAACAUUUCCUCCAUGUCUUUGUUGGCUCCUUUAGCAGAGACUGUUGGUAUUGAAAGUCCAAAAGCUCUUCUGUCGCCUUCUAAUAAAGUUGCAGCUGGAAAUGGUGAAAGUUGUGAUAGAAAACGGUCAGGCAGGUUUCAGAAGUCACAUGUACUCAGAGCCGAAUCUAAUGACGGCAUUGGUUCUUCAGAGGAAAACCAAAACCUUUUGUACAGUAUUGAUGCAUACCGAUCCCAGAGAUUUAAAGAAACUGAUCGCCCUCCGAUAAUGCAAACAAUUGUCCGUAAAGAAGAUGUGUCUUCACGUCUACAGGAUAAAAAAACGGCAUCUCCACUAUCUGUUAACAUCAAACAAAAAAUGAAGACCUUAAGCAAUGAAGUAAACUUGCAGCAGACUGUUAUUCAUCAAGCAAGCCAAGCUCUUAAUUGUUGCAUAGAUGAAGAUCAUGGGAAAGGAUCCGAAACAGAAGCAGAGGCAGAGAGACUACUAAUAGUAGCAACGGAAAAAAGAGCUGCUUUGAUAGCUGAACUAAACAAAAUUAAAAAUGAAGGCCCUCAAAGUCAGAAGAAAAAUGUUUCUAAUGAGAGUGCACCAUCAAGAGGCUGUAUAUCCGUUUCUGAAAUGUUUCUUCCACUGAAAGCUGAUUUUGUCUGCAACGCCACUCAAAGGAUGGAUUCUGCAAAUUAUUACUUCUUCUUGAUGAUAAGAGCAGGGGCCGAAAACAUUGUAGCAUCUCCACUCACCAGCAUUACUAGCACCAUGAAAGGUGACGCUCUUGCCUUCCCAACAACAUUUUCUCUUGAGGAUGUUUCCAAUGAUUUUGAAAUCUGUGUUGAAGUGUAUAGCCUGGUUCAAAAAAAGGAAGGCCAUGCCCCUGAUAAGAAGAAGAAAACCAUGAAGUCAAAAGCAAUUACUCCAAAAAGACUGCUAACUUCUAUUACUAAAAGCAAUAUGCACACACCAGCACUAGCAAGUCCUGGAGGGCCCAAUGCUGUUCGUACCAGUAAUUUUGUACUUGUUGGAUCACACAAGCUCACUCUUUCUUCAAUCGGGAGCAAUAAAUUCCCUCUGGACAAGGUUCCAUUUUUGUCUCCAUUAGAAGGGCACAUCUACCUUAAAAUCAAAUGCCAUGUGAAUUCUUCUGUUGAAGAUAAAGGUUUCUUGACAAUGUUUGAAGAUGUGAGUGGCUUUGGUGCAUGGCAUAGACGCUGGUGUGUUCUGUCAGGGUACUGCAUUUCUUACUGGACGUAUCCAGAUGAUGAGAAACGAAAGAAACCAAUUGGGCGGAUUAACCUGGCUAACUGCACCAGCAGAAAGAUUGAGCCAGCUAACAGAGAAUUUUGUGCUCGGCCCAAUACAUUUGAACUUAUUACUGUGCGUCCACAAAGAGAAGGAGACAGAGAAACUUUAGUCAGCCAAUGCAGAGACACACUUUGUGUAACUAAAAACUGGUUAUCUGCCGACACCAAAGAUGAACGGAAUCUCUGGAUGCAAAAGCUGAAUCAAGUUCUUGUGGAUCUCCGAAUGUGGCAGCCAGAUGCUUGUUACAGGCCUGCAAGCAAACCAUAAGUAUUCUGGAUAUUUGGCCCCAGUUAUUCAGCACCUCAUCUAUUUUAAAUAUGCAGAAUAUAUUUUGCUGCAAGCUUUUAAAGAUAGUUAUUUUUUUUUUUUGUCUGCACUUUGCUCCUCCUAACCAUCUACAGUACUUUAUACUGGAGAGUAAUUGCAGAGUCUGUUGUUUACUGCCAAUACUCUAAGCACCUCAAGCUGAUGUAAUCUGAGUGUUCUACUGGUUAUGUGGCUUUUAAGGGGGAUUGUGUGUAUAGAUUUAGAUUUGUUUUGUUUUUUUAUUUGUUGCCAUUUGGGAGAGAUUUUUUUUUUAUUAGCGCUAUGUGCAAUAUACAAACUGAUUGCUUCCAGUUGAUAUUCAUAAACCUGUUUUUUGUAAUUCUGUAACUGCAUGUUCUCUAAAAGGUAUAUGGGCAAAGAGAAUGCAAUUUUUACUUUGUAUAUAAGCUAUUAUGUGCGGUCUCCAAGCUCAGCUUGCUUUAAUAUCCAUUUUUCUCAUGUACUGGGAAUUGUUGAAAUCCUCCUUUUUUACCCAGUAAUUUAAUAAAGUAUUAAUGAUGUAAA